AUGCAAGUUUAGAAGAGUACAACAAUUAUUCCCAGUUUAAUUGAUCAUAAGCAUGGCCUAUCUAAGAACUGUCUGACCUUCAGUGUAUCCAAAUUUUAUGAGGAAACAAUGACUGCCAGCUUUGAGAUUAACCGAGUUCAAUUAGGAAAUCUACCAAAUAAAAGACAGGAGAAUCUCUGCUUUUUAAUAGAUCAUAAGAAAAUCAAAGAGAAGAAUCAGAGCAUUGCUAAUGCUUCAGAAUUACCUCUUGUCAAGACUUCAAGAAUGCUGAGAACUCCAAAUUCAUUAGAAUAUAUGAAGAGAUAUAACCUGAUUGGCUAUGUUUCAAAUAAAAAAACUAAAAUGAGAUAAGAAAACCAAUUAUAUCUCCAACACUUAAAUGCUCUAAGAAGUUCUCUUGUAGGCUCUUCAGGAAGCCAAGAGAGACAAAUUGAAAGCAUUUACAGCUAUGAAGAUGAGCACUUAUCCUCCAUAUUUAUUUUCUUCGCUCAAUGAUUUUGAAAACUAUAAGUCCCAGAACAAUUUGGUGAAAAUGUGCAAACAGAAAACCACACCACUGAAAAUAGGACUCAUCAUAAAAAUAUCCAGUCUAAACCUCAGAGUUAUUCCAAAACUAGCACAAAGGCGUACAGAUAUUGCUAUAAUGAAAUAAAAGACCGAAACCACUACCUCCAAGGAAGUCCUAGCAUCCACAAGAGCUCAGGAAUCUCUCAAAAUCUCGGAAAUAAGAAAUUUGAAAAGGUGAUACCUGAACAUCAGUACUAAGUUAGAAACAAACUCAAUAUUAGAACUAACAGGAAGGACAGAGUACUCAUCUGAAAGUUCAACGGCUGCAACAGAGAGUUCACAAAGAUUUUGGGACUCAAGGAGCAUUAUAGGGUCCAUACUGGAGAGUAGCCUUUCCAGUGCCAAAGAUGAGGGACAAGAUUUAGCCAGAGAAGAUCCUUACUGAAGCAUAUC
This is a messenger RNA of Moneuplotes crassus, 960 nucleotides long. The record is from the annotation of a GenBank genome assembly. Lineage: Eukaryota; Ciliophora; Spirotrichea; Euplotida; Euplotidae.